AUGAACACGUACCCUGCAGGGACUAAGCAGAAGGGCUUGCAGAAUCUCACCAAAGGUAUCCGUGAGCAGCCUUUCUCUGGCUGGGCCCCAACAACUGGCAAUCUGCAGGAGGUAACCAAGAGGGGUGAAUACGUUGGCAUCCACGACCACCCCAAUCUAAUCACCAUGGGUGUUUUAGCCAGCAGCCCAUCUCUACUACUUCCUGACCUGAUGAUCAUGGCCCAAGUAAAGAAAGGUGUCAAAACCACAAAGGCAAAGGUGAAAGACCUGGAGAUCACUCGGUUGAUCCCUCUACACCUGGUGGAGAUUUUUGUGUAUAACGUGAAUGAGCGACAGCUGAAAGUAAAGUUGGCAACAGGGCGAAAAUAUUAUCUGCAACUCUGUGCCCCCAAAGGGGAUGAGAACUUCCUCUUUGAUUGCUGGAUGCGCCUUGCUUACCUGUUGCACGUGGCCAGCGGCAGGAUCAGUGAUCCAGUCAGCUUCACCUCUAAGGAAUCGGGGCUUCACACGAUAUGGAAGAGUGCUAGCUUGCGUGCUACAUCUGAGAAGCAGCCUUGGCUCCCAGGCACCAUGGGUGCACAGUCCGCGGAAAAGCUGAAGGAGCAGCUACGUCAGGCCAGCUUGGCCAGGAGCAUGUCAAGAACCACGGAAAGUGACCUUGCUUCACAACACAGCAUCCUCAAAUCAGGUUUUGCUUCUCAAGGAUCAGUUGGAAUCUCACCCAAAAAGCAGGUGGCUGUCAAGCCUUCCAAACGUGUAACAAUCUCAGGCGUGAUUGGCCCAUCAGGGAAAAGUGUCCCGGAGGAGAAGAAGGAGGAAGAAGAGGCAGGGAAUCCUGAGCUCCACACAGUUGACAAUCUGAGGAUGGAUGCAGGCUCCAGUGCAGCAGCUAUGAUGGGGACAGAUAAAGACCGCCCACCCCCACAGUCCCACGCUUCAAUGGGAGAAGGAGCCCCUGAGGCAAAGAGUCCUGCAGUUGGGGGUGGCAACUCAGAAGCAGCUGAAUUCUCAAGGCCAGGCAGCCAGAUCAUUGCCAGGGAACCUGGUGUGGCAAACGUGACUUCCCAGAAGUCUGACCAGAUCAAGGAUGUGGGACAGCCCAGCACUCCCCACCUGGAGGAUCAGGGUUGCCAGGUCUCCGGUUUCCUGCCGGAGUCUCAGGGGAAAAGGGGCCGUCUCUGGCCUCCGGCUAUACUCAGCCGGGAACUGCAGACACAGGAGGACGAAGCAGCUGCCAGCAGGUGCCUCAAGAAGACUCGAGCUGCCGCCGUCAUUGCAUGGAAGCUGCCUUGCACUGGGUCGACAAGCCGAAGAGUUCAACGAGGCUAA
This is a messenger RNA of Rhineura floridana, 1329 nucleotides long. RefSeq lists its product as uncharacterized. Gene Ontology annotation, cellular component: nucleus. Lineage: Eukaryota; Metazoa; Chordata; Lepidosauria; Squamata; Rhineuridae. The transcript is spliced from 9 exons. The record is from RefSeq and is a predicted model, not a curated record. Bases 1 to 1329 code for a protein of 442 amino acids.